Messenger RNA from Elephantulus edwardii (Cape elephant shrew), 1854 nucleotides. Its product is annotated as zinc finger protein 34-like. Gene Ontology annotation, molecular function: DNA-binding transcription repressor activity, RNA polymerase II-specific. The record is from RefSeq and is a predicted model, not a curated record. The coding region runs from base 1 to 1854 and encodes 617 amino acids. The transcript has 5 exons. Lineage: Eukaryota; Metazoa; Chordata; Mammalia; Macroscelidea; Macroscelididae. Gene Ontology annotation, biological process: negative regulation of transcription by RNA polymerase II.
AUGCCCAGAUUCACAGCACUGCUAUUUAAUCGACGGAACCUGAGUCUUGGACGCCGCCGCGCCCAGAGCGGCCAAGCAGCGACUGCAACCGGCUGGCUGGAAGGGGCGGGUGUAGGCGUUCGUGCGCGUCACUUCCGGUCGGCUCUAAUUGGCGGAGCGGCGGGGCCCUGCGGCCGCUCGGCUGCGGCGCUGAGCCCUGGAAUGCCUGGGCAGCGGCUCGUGAUGGCCACAGAGCUUCUAUUUGUGCAGCCUCAGGCCACAGUGACCUUUGAGGACGUGGCUGUACUCCUUUCACAGGAGGAGUGGGGUCAUCUGGGUCCUGCUCAGAGGGGCCUCUACAGAGAUGUGAUGCUGGAGACCUAUGGGAACCUGAUGUCGCUUGGAGCAGGACCUGCAGGUCCAAAACCCGGGAUAAUCUUACAGCUGGAACAUGGAGAUGAGCCAUGGGUCCUGGAUAUUCAGGGAGCCAAGAGGAGAAUUGACAGCUCAGAUUGUAGGACCAACAUGGAAUUCCAAGAGUUGACUUCAGGAGAGAUGUUUGAUGAACAACAGCAGGAUAGACGCAGAGGGACUAUUUCUCGGGGAUUUGACCUAGGACAAGACACUGAGCCUUGUAGGGAUCCGGAGGAAUGUCCGGAAAGGCUUGCAGGGCAGAAAUCCCCUCGACCAGUAAUGGUGACAGUAGAGGAGAGUGGCCGAGAGUCUGGGGAGUGCCUCAUGUUGGGGUCAAGCCCUGUCCUGGGUCAAAGACCCUAUAAAUGUGAUAUAUGUGAGCAAAGCUUUGAACAGAGAUCAUACCUCAACAAUCAUAAGCGUGUACACAAGUCAAAAAAAGGAAAUACAGUUCCUGAUUUUGGGAGGAUCUACAAUGCAAAUUCAAUUGCUAAUGAAGAUCAGAAAAUUCCUGUUGGGAAAAAAUUGCAUUGCUGUGGGUAUUGUGGGAAAACCUUCAGAUACACUGCUAACCUUGCUAAGCAUCAAUGGCUUCAUAGUGAAGAGAAGCCCUACAAGUGUGAUGAGUGUGGUAAAGCCUUCAGCCAGAGCUGUGACUUCAUCAAUCACAGGAGAAUGCACUCAGGAGAGAUCCCUUACAGGUGUGGUGAAUGUGGGAAGACAUUCAAUAGGAGGCCCAACCUCAUGAAGCACCAGAGGAUUCACACUGGGGAGAAGCCCUACUGGUGUGGUGAGUGUGGGAAACACUUCAGUGCCUACUCUUCUCUUAUUUAUCACCAGAGAAUUCACACUGGAGAAAAACCCUAUAGGUGUAGUGACUGUGGAAAAGCAUUCAGUGAUAGCUCAAUCCUUAUCCGACAUCGCCGGACUCAUACUGGAGAGAAACCAUUUGAGUGUAAAGAAUGUGGAAAAGGCUUUACCCAAAGUUCUAACCUUAUCCAACAUCAGCGGAUUCACACAGGUGAGAAACCCUAUAAAUGUAAUGAAUGCAAAAAAGCCUUCAUCCAAAAAACCAAACUCGUUGAACAUCAGAGAAGCCACACUGGAGAGAAACCCUAUGAAUGUCAUAACUGUGGCAAAGUCUUCAGUCAGAGCACACAUCUUAUACAGCACCAGAGGAUCCACACAGGAGAGAAGCCGUACAAGUGCAAUGACUGUGGGAAGGCUUUCCACAACAGUUCCAGACUCAUUCACCACCAAAGGUCACAUCAUGGAGAGAAGCUGUACAAAUGCACUGAUUGCAAAAAGGCCUUUAGUCAGAGGACUUACCUUCUACAGCACCAGCGGAUCCACACAGGAGAGAAGCCCUACAAGUGCAGCGAGUGUGGGAAGGCCUUCCGCCACAGCUCCAAUGUGUUUCAGCACCAGAGGAUUCACUUCCAGAAAGCCUUCUCCCGGUAA